This is a messenger RNA of Microthlaspi erraticum, 402 nucleotides long. Lineage: Eukaryota; Viridiplantae; Streptophyta; Magnoliopsida; Brassicales; Brassicaceae. The record is from the annotation of a GenBank genome assembly.
AUGGCGAACGAUGAUAUCACCAGGGUUAUGCAUACCUUUUACAUCGGUGUAUACCAGCUUGUGGAUGAUCCUUCAACGGAUCCAAUAAUCUCAUGGAGCAAAAGCAACAAGAGCUUUGUCAUCUGGAAUCCUGAAGAGCUAUUUCGCAGGAAGCUUCUCUCGAGAUUAUUUAUCAACAAGUUGUCACAUUUCAUCUCGGAGCUUGACAAUCAUGGAUUUGAAAGAAUCAAGGAGUCUCAACAUUUGGAAUAUGGGCAUAAGAAGUACUUUGUGAGAGGUCAACCUGAGCUUUUGAAGACGAUGCUUGUCAAAAAUGUCUUGGGUAGGAGGAAGCGAAGAUCUAAAAAAAAGAAAGCUAAAGCGGAAGUACAUAAACGCAUGAAAGAUUUACUAAUUAAGUGA